AUGAUGGCAGCAUUCGCGCAAUACACUCUGUCAACAGGGUGGUACUUUAAAGAUAGGGAUGACCUUGCUUCAGACGCAUGGAUGCCAGUUCCCGUCGUUCCGUCUGUCGUUCACCAGGACCUACAGGCGAAUGGAAAGCUGGAGAACCCAUACGUGGGGUUCAAUGAACUAGACGCACGAUGGGUCAACGACAAGUCAUGGACAUACCGCAAGAUACUGCAAAGGCCAACUGUCCUGGCAGGAUCGAGGAUUGUCCUGGCAUUCGAUGGCCUUGAUACAUUUGCCAAAGUCAAACUUGAUAACAAUGUUAUCCUAGAAAGCAAUAACAUGUUUCAGGCCUAUCGAGUAGAUGUCACCGAGGCUCUGGAUUGCGGAGAUGAGCACGUUCUGGAGAUUGAAUUUGAUUGUGCGAUGCUGCGUGCCCAGGAACUUCGGAGACAGGACCCGAAACACAACUGGGCCUCUUUCAACGGGGAUCCCGCGAGGAUGAGCGUCAGAAAAGCUCAAUAUCAUUGGGGUUGGGACUGGGGCCCGGUCCUCAUGACGGCAGGUAUCUGGAGAGCAGUGAGAUUGGAAGUUUAUUCCACAAGGUUGGCAGAUCUCUGGGCGGAGAUCGAUCUGGACCCCACUCACAAGUUUGCUUCUGUUUCAGCAUUUGCAGAGCUUGACCUUGUUGAUCUUGAACCACCAUACAAGGUCAACUUCACCAUCACACUACAUGGAAAGCAAAUUGCUCAAGCAGAAGCCACACCCCAAGACGGCAGGGCAAAGGUAGAGUUCAGCAUAGACCAGCCUCGCCUUUGGUGGCCACACGGAUAUGGUGAUUCCACUCUUUACGAAAUUUCAGCUUCACUGAAGACCGAUCAACUUGAACUCCAUAGAGUUACCAAGAAGAUUGGAAUCAGGACUGCUGAAGUCGUGCAGCGGCCGGACAAGCACGGAAAAUCAUUCUUCUUCCGAAUUAACGGUGUGGAUAUAUUCUGCGGCGGGUCGUGCUGGAUUCCCGCAGACAACCUACUUCCGAACAUCACUCCGGAGCGAUAUCGAAAAUGGAUCGAGCUGAUGGUUGCCGGCCGCCAAGCCAUGAUCAGGGUAUGGGGCGGUGGUUGCUACGAAGACGAUUGUUUCUACGAGGCUUGCGAUGAGCUCGGUGUUUUAGUGUGGCAGGACUUCAUGUUCGGAUGUGGAAAUUAUCCAACCUGGCCCGAACUAUUGAAGUCUAUCGAACAAGAGGCGAUCUACAACGUCCGCCGCAUGCGCCAUCAUCCAUCCAUUGUAAUCUAUGUUGGUAAUAAUGAGGACUACCAAGUCCAGGAACAGGCCGGUCUCGAAUAUAACUACGAAGAUAAAAACCCUGAAAACUGGCUAAAGACAGACUUUCCCGCCAGAUACAUCUACGAAAAGCUGUUGCCGUCAGUGGUUGAGCGCUUUUCACCGAACACGUUCUACCACCCAGGUAGCCCUUGGGGUGACGGCAAAAUAACCUCCGAUCCUACAGUCGGCGAUAUGCACCAGUGGAAUGUUUGGCAUGGCACGCAGGAAAAAUAUCAAAUCUUCGAUACGCUAGGUGGCAGAUUCAAUAGCGAAUUCGGCAUGGAGGCUUUCCCGCACAUGUCAACGAUCGAAUACUUCGUCGAGAACGAAAAAGACAAAUACCCGCAAUCGCAUGUUCUUGAUUUCCAUAACAAGGCCGACGGACACGAACGUCGCAUCGCUACUUACCUUGUCGAGAACCUGCGAACUGCUACUGACCUCGAGACCUACAUCUACCUCACCCAGGUUGUGCAAGCCGAAACAAUGAUGUUCGGAUACCGUGGGUGGCGUCGCCAAUGGGGAGACGAAAGACACUGUGGCGGUGCACUACUCUGGCAGCUGAAUGAUUGCUGGCCAACAAUCUCUUGGGCCAUUGUAGACUACUUCCUGCGGCCCAAGCCCGCCUACUACGCUGUAGCCCGUGUAUUGAACCCAGUCGCCGUAGGUGUACGACGAGAACACCACGACUGGAGCAUCACACAUGCGCAGCCCCCAAAGACAAGCAAAUAUGAGCUCUGGGUAGUCAGCUCCUUACAGAAGGCCAUAUCCGGAAAGGUCGAGCUUCGAUUCCUCUCCGUGGACACUGGACGAGAGAUACGGGAGCGGAUUGUGCGAGAAAACGUCGACAUCGUGCCCAAUGGCACCACAAACAUCACCGACGGGAUCAUCGACCACACCAUUGAUACAGAACCUCACGUCCUCGCUGCUCGACUGUGGGUGGAUGAUAAAAUUGUUGCACGAGACGUGGAUUGGCCUCAGCCUUUCAAGUAUCUUGAUUUUGCGGAUCGUGGACUUGAGGUAAAGAGGGUUUCUGAAGCCUCUGAUCAGCAGGUGUUCCAAAUCAGCACCGAGAGGCCGGUCAAAUGCUUGGUAUUCGAGGAACGCGACGGUGUCAGAUUUAGCGAUAGCGCGAUGGAUAUUGUUCCUGGUGAUGUUCAGACAGUCACGGUCACAGGGCUGCGGGUGGAUGAGAAGUUGAAGUACAAAUUCCUUGGCCAGUGA
Molecule: messenger RNA, 2535 nt
Organism: Aspergillus luchuensis
Lineage: Eukaryota; Fungi; Ascomycota; Eurotiomycetes; Eurotiales; Aspergillaceae
Product: beta-mannosidase
Exons: 5
Coding region: 1-2535 (844 amino acids)
Biological process (GO): carbohydrate metabolic process; glycoprotein catabolic process
Molecular function (GO): beta-mannosidase activity
Source: RefSeq, a predicted model, not a curated record